CCUUGCAUACUUCCAGUUUUGUUUUCUAUAUUAAGCUGGAGGCCAGAAAGUGGCGGCAACCUUCUUUAUCGGGUGACUUGUAUACAGUAUCAGGCACUUGCAGAAUUCAUCUGAAGUUAGGAGGCAAUUUGCAACGCUGUAGGUGUAGAGUUAUCAUUUGCAGCAGAGCUCCAGCCACGAGGUGUCUUUUGAGAGUGUCACUCAAAAUCAAAUAGAAGAUCAUUUCAUUACAGUAGCUGCAACACUUCAGAUGAUACUUGCUUCAGUCUGACUCGUCACCAUGCACAGCUUUGGUGCAUCCAGACAGGAAACCACCCUCUCCCUUGAUGUAAAAUUCAUUUGAAAAAGGACAUGAGUUUGUUAUCUGUUUCUAUCAAAAUCCAAUGGAUGCCAUGGCCAAUGAAAAGACCAACUCAUAAAUAUGAUAAAAGUAGCUGAAGAAGGCCCUAUACAUAAAUCUCUAAGAUUUGGAGAAACAAAUCCUAACAAGCCUCCAAAAGAAUCUUCGUAAGAUUUCUGGAAUACAUUUUUUACAUUGGAGAGAAUGCCAAGAAAACAGACAAUUCAUGGAUUCCACGUCUGCAGCUUCUCCAGUUGCCUUAUAUCCUCAUUUCCUUUUCACAAGGUUUCAAGGGGGGUAAAUCUUUAGCUGGUUACCUUACAUUUCCACCAGCGUCUCUGCUCCCUCCUGAAAAGCACCAUGGUGGCUGAUGGCCCGGAUUGCAAUGGGGAGAAUGAUUUCUCAAAGCGUUUCUAUGCAGUCAUGUACACCAUCAUCUUGGUUCCUGGGCUGAUUGGGAACAUUUUAGCCCUCUGGGUAUUUUAUGGGUACAUGAAAGAAACAAAGCGGGCUGUGAUUUUUAUGAUCAACCUUGCGAUUGCAGACUUGGCACAAGUUUUGUCUUUGCCGCUGAGGAUUUUCUACUACCUGUCAGAAAGCUGGCACCUUGGGAAGGAGCUGUGCAUGUUUUGCUUCUACCUGAAAUAUGUCAACAUGUAUGCAAGCAUCUACUUCUUGGUUUGCAUCAGUGUGAGGCGGUUCUUAUUCCUCAUGUAUCCCUUUAGGUUCAGCGACUGCAAACGCAUCUACGAUGUGUACGUUUGCAUUGCUGGGUGGAUUCUAGUCUGUGUUGGCUGCUUGCCUUUCCCCCUUCUACGACUCACCUCUAAUGAGACACACAUUAGUAAUAAAUGCUUUGUGGAUCUUCCAGUGAAGGCUGUUGAUGGUACCAUCUCUAUAGUAAUGAUGUCCUUUGGUGAACUAGUUGGAUUUGUAACUCCUCUGCUGAUCAUCGUCUAUUGUUCGUGGAAGACCAUCUUAUCUCUAAAAGAAAAAAAUUCAGUUUCCCAAGACCUUGGAGAGAAACGGAAAGCUCUGAAGAUGAUCCUGACUUGUGCCGUGGUCUUUCUGAUUUGCUUUGCACCUUACCACAUCAGCUUCCCGUUGGAUUACUUUGUGAAAGCCAACAAGAUAAAAGACUGCUAUGCCCGAAAAGUGAUUUUGAUAUUCCACACGGUGGCCUUGUGCCUUGCCAGCUUAAACUCUUGUGCAGACCCUGUCAUUUAUUAUUUUACCACAGAUGAGUUCCGAAGACGGCUUUCAAGGCAAGAUUUGCAGGACAGCAUUCAGCUCCAUAAUACACGCUAUGAAAAUACAAAUGGCCCAGAGCAGCAGACCUCACAUGGCUGUGUGGCAGAAAAUCCAAGUCAUACUGUUUGAAGUGGGUUAACCUGACUCUAUGGGCUUAAAACUCUACUGGCGUGGCAAGGCAAUGGUCUGGUCCCCUUUGCAAUCUGUGGACUAGCUGGCUUUCAUGCUUUGACCAGUGGAACUUUUGUGUUUUGCCUGCACUUCCACUGAUACUACUGAUUUUAAAUAAUAUUCAAAAUUAUACCAACACUUGUAUUUAAUUGCAUACUGGAACAUUAGCAUUUGACUAAAUAGACAUUUUUGCUUAUCCAGAAGUGACACAGUGCUGGUGCUUGGGGUCUUGCAAGGAGAUAUGGGAUUGUAUUCAACAUAGCGUUCAGCAGCUCAUUUCAUUGGCUCGGUGAUUUAUUCUUGUGCAAUGGAGCCCUACCCACCUCUUCUCCCCCUGCAUGCCCCCUAAAUCUAUUCUUGGUUUCCUCCCAUCCCUCCAGAUCAGAUUUGGGUUUGGUAUAGGGUACAUAUGAGGGGAGGAGGAAAUAGCAUUGUUCUAGUGCUAAUUCUUACAUAACUUUGAUAGAUACAACCCUAAACCCCAUUAUGUCCAAUAGUCACUGGCUGACUUCUCCUCCAUGAACUGGUUUAAUCUUUUUUUAAAAGCCAUCUAAGGUAGUGGCCACCCUCACGUCCUAUAGCAGUGAACUGCUGAUAUUCACUCGGAAAUACUAGCUGGCUACAUUGGCAAGCAGUGCUGAGGAAUGUUACAAAGUACUUUUAAAACUCACAGCUAUCCAUGGAGUCACAGGUUAAUUCAGUGUCCAGGAUGGCUAUCUACCAGCUCCACCUAGUACGUAAGCUAAGACCUUACUUGUCUGUGCAUUGUCUCACCACAGUGGUACAUGCACUGGUUCUCUCCUGCUUGGACUACUGCAAUGUGCUCUCUGUGGGGCUACCUUUGAAGGUGACUCAGAAACCACAACUAA
Podarcis muralis (Common wall lizard) is the source of this 2631-nucleotide messenger RNA. RefSeq names its product G protein-coupled receptor 174 (gene GPR174). Gene Ontology annotation, molecular function: G protein-coupled receptor activity. Lineage: Eukaryota; Metazoa; Chordata; Lepidosauria; Squamata; Lacertidae. The record is from RefSeq and is a predicted model, not a curated record. Gene Ontology annotation, cellular component: plasma membrane. Gene Ontology annotation, biological process: phospholipase C-activating G protein-coupled receptor signaling pathway; positive regulation of Rho protein signal transduction.